Messenger RNA from Sclerotinia trifoliorum, 1711 nucleotides. NCBI's taxonomy places the organism in Eukaryota, Fungi, Ascomycota, Leotiomycetes, Helotiales, Sclerotiniaceae. The record is from the annotation of a GenBank genome assembly.
UACUCAUUGGCUCGAGCGUUGCCAGGACUCGGAAAAGAAACAUCACCGGUAGAACUAUCCAAUAAAUGUACCGAUCCGAGGAUACGUCAGCGUUUUAAUAUUUAAUAACAUACUUCAACGAAAACCAAUUCAAAACAACGGACAGGAAUUGUCGAACGAGAGACAGUUUUUUACUCAAUUCAUACUCCAAAAAUCGCAUAUGGAGUCUGCAUCAAUCCCUUGCCACACAAUUUAAGUUCCUUUUCUGCUGUGCUGCCUCCCUUCCUACAGCAAGCAUGUCUUCGAGGCACGUCUCGCAGCUCCGAAAAUGGAUGCUGGCCUCGCCGCCUAUUGAAUGGGGUAUCGAUAAGCUGAGAGAGUUACUCAUUGGCGCAUUGCGACAAGGUCCUAUUCCUCAACAUGUGGCAUUCGUGAUGGAUGGAAACAGGCGAUUUGCGCGGAGUCAUAAGAUAGAGACAGUGGAGGGACAUAAUCUGGGAUUUGAGGCUUUAGCAAGGGUUUGGCUUCCUGCAAUAUGGCUGAUGUCCCUGUGCUAAUGUAGUGUCUAGAUACUGGAAGUUUGCUAUAAGUCUGGAGUGAAAGUCGUUACGGUUUACGCAUUCAGUAUUGAGAAUUUUAAACGCUCGAAAUACGAGGUGGAUGCUCUCAUGGAAAUGGCAAAGGUUAAGCUGGUACAAUUGGCGCAACACGGGGAUCUUCUGGAUAGGUAUGGAGCCAGCGUUCGAGUUCUUGGUCAGAGGAAUUUGGUCAAAGAUGAUGUUUUGGAAGCUAUUGAUAGAGCUGUGGAGAUGACGAAGAACAAUGGAGAGUAAGUUGCGUUAUAUCGAUGCUACUGGGUCAGGGAUUCUAACACUCUCUUAGUUGCGCACUCAACAUCUGCUUUCCAUACACAUCUCGAGAUGAAAUCACAACCGCAAUCAAGACUACGGUGGAAAACUACUCAAAACCUACAUAUACACAACAGCGACCAUUCUCGCAGACUCGAAUUACGCAAAAGCUCAAGUCACGGAACGUCAACUCAGUAUCAAAUCCAGAUCUGAGAGAAAGCUCACCUACCCCUUCAAAUAGAUCAGAACCAGACGAAUCCGUGUCAUCCUCCACAACCCUGAACCCCGAGUCAUCGACAACAAGUAGCCCCGAAGCUGGAGUGUUUCCCGACCCCGAACUUAUAUCUGUAGACACGCUUGCUGAAAACCUAUUCACUGCUGGAGAUCCUCCUUUAGACCUCUUAAUCCGAACCAGCGGAGUGAACAGACUAAGCGACUUUAUGUUAUGGCAAUGCCAUGAGGAUACGGAGAUAGUUUUCUUGGAUUGUUUAUGGCCCGAAUUUGAUUUGUGGCAGUUUUUACCGGUCCUGGUAGAAUGGCAAUGGAAACAGAAGCAUGUGGAAGAGAAGGCACAGGGCAAUGGAAUAAAAGCAUCGAAUAUUAGAAGUCGUUAGAUAUCCAGGGAAAUUUUGGAGCGGGAAAGGACCUUUAAAAGGGAUUCGGGAGUUUUUGAAGUCAUCUUUUUUCAACGGAUAACCUACUGAUAAUAGAAAGUUUGAAGGCUGGUAAUGAAAAGGUUGUCUAAUAUAUUCUCCUAAAAGCAGGAAGAUGUAUCUAGAGGUUUUACUAGAUACAAUCGUCUCAUCAAAAGUAGCAUAAUUUGUAGGUAAGAGCCAGUAGAAAGAAUACCUACCUAUCAUUGCAUCUACUACUGACAUACAAUG